AUGAAAGUGCGCUUCAAAACAUCUGGUGGAGAAGAGUUAUAUUUUGAUGAGAAUGGUGACAUAACUUCCCUUGCAAAUAUCAUUAACUGGCAGCUAACUCCAGAAGGUUCCAUGAAAAGUGUAACUGUGGGAUGGUUUAAACAUUAUGCUGAAGAUGGGAAGCAGCUUUUUAUUAAUAACAGUGCCAUCAUGUGGAAUGGAGGACUCUUACAGGUUCCAAAGUCUGUGUGCAGUGAAGCUUGCCAUCCUGGGUACAGAAAAGUUGUACGACAAGGACAGACACUGUGUUGCUUUCACUGCAUCCCUUGUUCUGAUGGAGAAAUUUCUAAUACAUCUGGUAUGUUUAAUUGUAUAAAGUGCACAGAAGAUUACUGGUCAAAUGCAGACAAAACGUUAUGCACUGGAAAAUAUGUUGAAUUCCUUUCUUAUGAAGAUCCUUUGGGCACUUCAUUAGCAGUGACUUCUGUGGUCUCUUCACUGGUGCCAGUCAUUGUUUUAUGUAUCUUCAUCAAACACCAUAACACUCCAGUAGUCAAAGCAAAUAACCGUGAAAUCAGCUACUUCCUCCUUGUAACCCUUACAUUUUGUUUACUGACUGCUCUAAUAUUUAUUGGUCCUCCAAACAAUGACACAUGCGUUUUCAGACAAACAGCAUUUGGCAUAUUCUUUUCCAUAUGUGUCUCAUCUGUACUGGCUAAGACCAUCACAGUAGUGAUUGCAUUUAAUGCCACAAAACCUGGCAGUCAGCUAAAACACUUGGUUGGAUCAAAGACAUCAUUUUGUACAAUAUUUUGUUGUUUUGUGUUUCAGUUUAUUAUAUGCAUCAUAUGGCUCUCUAUUUCACCACCUUUCUCAGAUACUGACAAAACACUUCCAGAGAAAAUACUGAUUCAGUGUAAUGAAGGCUCCAUAUUCAUGUUCUAUUGCAUGCUGGGAUAUUUAGGCAUAUUAGCAACUGUGAGUCUUAUAAUAGCCUUCCUUGCCAGAAACUUACCAGAUGGCUUCAAUGAGGCCAGAUUUAUUACAUUUAGUAUGAUUGUUUUUAUAAGUGUGUGGCUUUCUUUCUUACCCGCAUAUAUCAGCACAAAGGGAAAGUAUAUGGUUGCUGUAGAAGUUUUUGCCAUUCUCUCAUCUAGCAUUGGCUUGCUGCUUUGCAUUUUUAUGCCCAAAUGCUAUAUUAUUCUUAUAAAGCCAAAUAUGAACACAAAGCAAUACAUUGUAAGACAGCAAACAUCAUUGUUUCAACAAUAA
Protopterus annectens (West African lungfish) is the source of this 1251-nucleotide messenger RNA. RefSeq names its product vomeronasal type-2 receptor 116-like. Gene Ontology annotation, molecular function: G protein-coupled receptor activity. The transcript has 3 exons. NCBI's taxonomy places the organism in Eukaryota, Metazoa, Chordata, Ceratodontiformes, Protopteridae. The record is from RefSeq and is a predicted model, not a curated record. Gene Ontology annotation, cellular component: membrane. Gene Ontology annotation, biological process: G protein-coupled receptor signaling pathway. The coding region runs from base 1 to 1251 and encodes 416 amino acids.